Molecule: messenger RNA, 889 nt
Organism: Galendromus occidentalis (western predatory mite)
Lineage: Eukaryota; Metazoa; Arthropoda; Arachnida; Mesostigmata; Phytoseiidae
Exons: 7
Coding region: 1-810 (269 amino acids)
Source: RefSeq, a predicted model, not a curated record
AUGUCGAUUUCGGAGCAAGACACGAGACACGACGUAUCCGUCUUCUGUGGUAUCCAAUUCCUGGCAGACGGUAGAAUCUAUCGCCAUCCUCUACCGGAGACAUCCUUCGGUUUCAAUAAUCACGUGACGUUCGCAGCAAGUCCGCAUCAUGAUUCCGCUUCGUCGAUUCCUUCCGUUCCGAGCACCGAUGGAUACGGUUCUGUUCUCUCCACUGAGGGUAGUGAGGUCAGGAUUUCGGAGAUCGCGUGGGAAGAUCUACCUGAAGAAGAAAAAGAGAACGUUGUGAGGCUCCGCAUGACUGGAAAUGUAACCAACUUGAGGGAGCGUCUCUACGACGUGACUUGCGCAGCCCUUGGGAGAGUCAAGGGUCAGGGGGUGAAAAAACCUGCCCGGAAGGAUGCUUGUACAGAAAUGAUUGUCGUCCGUGAAUUCUCUGAUGCCAGCGAGGUCCACGUUCUUGAGUUCGUGCUGCUAAAUGGUUCUCACGCCGUCAAUAGCGGGAGUAUUGUAGAUCGCGAGGACAUACGGCUCAACCUCGCACGAACCCUCCGACUGAGCUGGUUUGACCUUUCGAGUGCCGAAUUCCCUUCGGCGUUCAACGCCAAGGUGUAUUCAUUCAUCGGAAUCAUCUUGGCAAUAGUUGCCACCGCCUCCCUGGUUUUGCACGCGGACUUGUGUAGGAAACGGAUGCGAAAUCGGCCGGGCCGGGGUACCGCGUCACCGGAAGAUCCACAUCAGCUCGGGAGCGGAUUCGUCGAUUUGCCGAUACACGCAACACCUAGCAGAUUUGAACUUAUGAUUGACGAGUAAGCGCGGGGAACCAGAUGAUCUCUAGGACAACGACAAUACUGGAGGGCCUUCAAUAAAUUCUACGCUAUUAAGCAGCGAA